Molecule: messenger RNA, 5205 nt
Organism: Ostrea edulis (European flat oyster)
Lineage: Eukaryota; Metazoa; Mollusca; Bivalvia; Ostreida; Ostreidae
Product: cAMP-dependent protein kinase catalytic subunit 1
Exons: 11
Coding region: 3083-4312 (409 amino acids)
Biological process (GO): peptidyl-serine phosphorylation
Cellular component (GO): cAMP-dependent protein kinase complex; nucleus
Molecular function (GO): cAMP-dependent protein kinase activity; ATP binding
Source: RefSeq, a predicted model, not a curated record
GUAUAACCCUGCGAUACCUCACCUCGUAUUAGAAUAGAAACCCUGUAUAACCCUGCAAUACCUCACCUCGUAUUAGAAUAGAAACCCUGUAUAACCCAGCGAUACCUCACCUCGUAUUAGAAUAGAAACCCUGUAUAACCCUGCGAUACCUCACCACGUAUUAGAAUAGAAACCCUGUAUAACCCUGCGAUACCUCACCACGUAUUAGAAUAGAAACCCUGUAUAACCCUGCGAUACCUCACCACGUAUUAGAAUAGAAACCCUGUAUAACCCUGCGAUACCUCACCACGUAUUAGCAUUCAGAUUGGCUUAAUGUAGUAUAUUCCAAACAGUUUGUAUAGAACUCAACACAAACUUUUGGUAUAAUCUGCAGAUUUGUUUGAUUUUCUCGGAGUUUAAUGUUAGCGUUGUGCCUUUGCACAGAUAUGAAGUUGUGGAAAUUAGCACUGCUUUUGCAUAUAAAGUCAAUACGUGUUAGCAUUGUACUUUAACAUGCACAAAUAAUAUCAAUAUAGCGUUGUGAUUUUGUCAGUGUACUCCGAAAAAUAAUGAUGAUUUUUUACUUACACACAUACAAGCAUAUGCGUUGAAAAUUUCCUAAGCUGGUAUCAGUAACUUGUGUUUUAGUGAUUAAGGACGUUAUCCUGCUGUACGAGGUUUAAACCAAACAGUUGUAUUUACCCAGCCAAGUUAAGUCUUUUGUUUUCUUUGACGUGUUAAACACACUGUGCCGUUAAUUCGGCAGAUUUAGUGGACUUUAAUGAAACUGCCAAAUAUCUGCGACAUAUGAAGUUUUUUCCACCUGAUUAGCUGAUUAUAAUACACACUGGUGCUUAAUAAUAUAUUUGAGAGAGGAAAAAAAAAAUGUGUAAUCUGUUUUGUUUAUAAGGAGACCGUGGUGCUUAGAAGUUGUAUAUUUUACUGUGCAAAGUUGGAUGUUGGGAUGAAAUUUUAUCAGUAUUUAUAGUAGUGAAACGAUAGUACACAACACACGACCAUGAGCAAAGGAAAGGAUAAGUCUUUUUCAUGUAAGUCUUUAUUCAGUUUUUAGUGUUUAGAUAUUUUUCACAUUAUAUUCGCAUUUUCUAAAGAAAGUUCGGGUAUAUUUUGGUUACCCUGGUCCGUCCGUCCGUUUGUCACACUUCACUCCCAUUUUAUUUUAAGCAAUAACCAAUCUUUCGGAAUAUGAUAGAUGGUGUCCUGCAGUUGUGCAAUAAGAUGGAAUUUUCAAUUUUACCAUGGGGGCCAAAUGGGGGUAAAAUGAUGUUCUUUCGAAAAAGAACCAGAAAAAAAUCUCUGGUUCCCAUAAAUCCUCUUACAUUUUAUGCGGAAGCCAAAUCAUCUUUUGGAAAGUAACUGGUGCUCCUCUUAUAUUUGAUGCAGUAGUCAACUCAUCUUUUGGGAGAUGAUUGCUGGUGUCCUGUAGAUGCGCCAUAAAUUUUCGGAAUUUUCUUUUUCACCUUCAGUGUAUUGUACCACGUGCAACAAGAAAAGUUUACUUUAAGGGGUUGGAAUCUUAACCAUUUUAAAGAUAUCUGAACAAUAAAAUAAAACGAUGGGGUUGGGAUGACCUCGGGGCACUUGCCCAUCAGAAUACCCAAUGCAUCUUGACAUAUGCAGCAAGAAUAUGUAUGGUAUAGGGUAUGUUAAAUGGUAGCUAUUGUGGCUUCAAGUAUACGAGGAGCGAAUAUUAAAGGCAAAAACUUGCGUACGGGUAUUACUGACUUUAUAAAAGCAAUCUAGUUUAUAUUUAUUAGUAUAGUUUAUAUUAUUUAACCAUUUCAAAAUCUGCGUUUGUAAUAUUUUUUGUUGAGAUGUUAAAGCUGGAUAACGAAAUAGUUUGGUGUUCAUACAAACAUACUAUCACAGAGAGAGAUAGAAUGGGAAAAGAAAAAGCAAAAUAUUAUCAUCAUAAAAGCAUAAAGGAAUAUAUAGUCUUUCAUACUGAGAAAAGGAAUCUUUAAGAAAAAGAGAUGAAUAGUAUUGCAGGUUACUUUUGAAUUGACAAAGUGACAGUACAUAAAUUUUGUAUCUUACAUACAUGUGAUUUCAAUAUAGCAUAUAUUCUUUGGGCAUUUCCAACCCUGUGAUUUUCUAGAUACUGUAUACCCCUAUCCAAAUUAUGGAUUUUGUAUUUUGUUGUCAAAUUGCAUUUUCCUCAUGUCUGUGUUUUAUUGGAACUCACGUGUUUUCAACUUCACUGGUCGAUUACAGUCUUCACUGGUCGAUUACAGUCUUUAUAAAUCGCUUGUACAGGGAUUUCAGAAAAAUGUUAGUCCUAAUAAAACGCACUAAAAUAAAAAGGGGGGGUGUGGUUUGACACCCCACCCCACCCCCCAAAUAUACAAAAUUCGAAAUAAGAUGUACAUGUAUAUGAUUCGAUGAAACAAAUGAUAAAAUCGUGGUAUCAGUAUCUACAUGUAAUUCUCUACCGUUAAAGCAGCGAUACACUUCCCUCUCACAUUUCGGAUUCUUUUUUGUUUUAAAUUUAAUCCAGGAAUCGGUGAAAAUUUGUGCAGAAGGAUGUUGUUCCCUCCAACUUUUCGUGCCCCAUUUCAGCUGUUGCUAAUAUUUAAAUGUUGGUAGAAAUUAAUCUAUCAUAUAUCUAGGUCAUUAUAUUAGCAUAUCCAAAAAAUCAAAUCUCAUUCUAUAUAUAUAUAAACCAAUGCCUUUAUGCAUUACACGUGCAGACAUGCAUGGCGUAUCUUGAUCACAUUAAUUAUAUCCCUGCAGUGUUUGUUCACCAUCGGCUAAAUAUAUCAUUGGAACGUCUGUAGUAGCAGUUGGUGAGAUCUGACACGGUCAUUUCACAGACACAGUACGACCAAACUGUAGUGACACAGCAUUUGGCCAUCAAUCUGUUGUCAUUCAUGAUAGGGACCCCAAGAAUGUCAGUUCCACAUGGCUGAACUGAGAUGUAAUUUUUAGGCAUAGGCUAACGUGUUUACUGUAAUUUAAAAGCUAAAAAUAUCUUCUCGAGUAAGGCGGAGGAAUAUAUUUUUUCCAUGUUUUAACAAAGAAAAGCUGGAAAAUUGAGUGGAAAGUGAAAAUUUGACUUAUAGCGAGGGUAAACAGUCAAGAAAUGGAUUUCUUUUUCGAGUUGUUCGACUCGGAGAAGAAGCGGAGGGCAAAUACAGACCCUCGAUUGAGGACAGGGAGUGGAGGGGAGCUCCCCCCUCUCAGGAGAGAGAGGGGCCACCAUGUGCUAAGUUUCAGAAAGUAUGAUCAAAAUAACAGGGAGUCAAACCGAAUUCGGGAGGAGAGGGUACGUCGUGAACUCCAUCGGCUGUACUUGUGGGACGUCAAAGAAUUUCUGGCAAAAGCCAAGGAAGAAUUCCAGAACAAAUGGGACCAUCCGGGUCAAAACACAGCUUGUCUAGAUGACUUUGAUAGAAUUAAAACCCUGGGGACAGGGUCAUUUGGAAGAGUCAUGUUAGUACAAAACAAAGCUAACAAGGAAUUUUAUGCCAUGAAGAUACUAGACAAACAAAAGGUAGUGAAAUUAAAACAAGUUGAACAUACUCUGAACGAGAAGAAGAUAUUACAGGCCAUACAGUUCCCAUUUCUGGUGUCGUUAGAUUAUCAUUUUAAGGAUAAUUCUAAUUUGUACAUGGUGUUAGAGUUUGUGACGGGUGGUGAAAUGUUUUCACAUUUGAGGAGGAUUGGACGGUUUAGUGAGCCACAUUCCCGGUUCUAUGCUGCCCAAAUAGUUUUGGCAUUUGAAUAUCUCCAUUAUCUGGAUCUCAUAUACCGAGAUCUCAAACCAGAGAAUUUACUUAUAGACACUCAAGGUUAUUUGAAAGUUACAGAUUUUGGUUUUGCCAAGAAAGUGAAAGGAAGAACAUGGACCCUGUGUGGUACCCCAGAAUACCUCGCUCCAGAAAUCAUUCUUAGCAAGGGCUACAACAAAGCAGUGGAUUGGUGGGCAUUAGGAGUGUUAGUGUAUGAAAUGGCAGCAGGGUAUCCCCCAUUCUUUGCAGAUCAACCUAUCCAGAUCUAUGAAAAAAUUGUUUCAGGAAAGGUCCGGUUUCCAUCACAUUUUAGCCAUGAUUUAAAAGACCUGUUGAGGUAUUUACUCCAAGUAGAUCUGACAAAACGAUAUGGCAAUUUAAAGAAUGGUGUCAACGACAUCAAAAACCACAAAUGGUUCUCAGCAACAGAUUGGAUUGCUAUAUACCAGAAAAAGGUAGAUGCCCCGUUUGUUCCAAGUUGCAAAGGACCUGGGGAUGCCAGCAAUUUUGAUGACUAUGAAGAAGAACCACUCAGAAUUUCUUCCACUGAAAAGUGUGCAAAAGAGUUUGCUGACUUUUGAAUUGGAACAAGCUAGGUUGCUGAAUGUUAACAAUUGGGAUAUAGGCCAUCAAAAAUAUUCAUGGAUCUCUAUCCCACAUGUGCAAUACACACAUGGUAAAAUGGAAUCUGAGAGAGUGUGUGUGAGGAGUGCAUCUCAUGAACACUGUGAUAGUGAGGCAUCACUCCAUCAACUGCUUAAAGGCCAGGCCCUAGUGCUAGGACUAGUCCAGCCAUUAUUUAUUGGUGUUAUAUGUCUUUUAUGUGUAUUUCUCAGAUGGAAUGAUUUUUACAACUUACACAAUUUAUUUGUAACCUUGAAGCUUUAUCUAUUUUCAGCAUUUUGUGUACAAGAGAGAAACACGAAAUCCUUUUAUAAUCAUAUUGCAUGACGCAUUUCAUAUGGUUGAAAUAGUGCAAGUGAAAUCAACCUUUGAAUUAUUAGCAGGUACAUAGAGAGAUUUGGUAUAACAGUGAUUGCCAAAAAUUUGUAUCCAGUUGUUAAUGUUACAGUGAUGUCAUGCUCAUAUUUACAGUACUUCAUUAACAUCAUUUUAUUAUAUAAAGUUUUAUUUGGUUUUAAAAAUUACUUAAAUGUUCUUUAAGGGAAUUCGAAGUUUUCUUUUUUUAAAGUACCGUAGAUCUGCAGAUGCUGCAAUAACUGAUGUGAAAAGGUUUUAUUUUAUGAUUUGAAAAUUAUGUCUUUUCUAUUAUUUCUUUUGCAAUAAUACAUGGGAGGAAAUGUAUGUUUGCAGACAAUUGUUAGCUUUAUGUUAGAAUGUGUUGCUGUAUAUGUACAUAUUAAGUUUGCAAUUUCAGAUAUGCAUUUAAUUCUGAAAUUUGCAUAAAAGUAUCUUUAUAUUUAACAUAUAAAAUUAUGUUUUAAAGUUAAAGGUAAUUAAAGAUGAAACUACA